Molecule: messenger RNA, 483 nt
Organism: Colletotrichum abscissum
Lineage: Eukaryota; Fungi; Ascomycota; Sordariomycetes; Glomerellales; Glomerellaceae
Exons: 1
Coding region: 1-483 (160 amino acids)
Source: RefSeq, a predicted model, not a curated record
AUGAAUCAGCGUCUCAACCCCACCGGGUUCUUUGGAAACUCCGAGUAUGAUAGACUUAAUGAAAUCGAGACCUUGGAAAGCCGAAAUAUCAGUACAGAUCUGUCAACUGUACCUCACCGGGUUAGGUUCACCAAGUCUCCAGGGGUUUGCGUUUCCUUGGCUAGAGCCGUGCCGUCUUGGGAGUGGUUGGUUUUUCAGUUGGGUAAAAACCAUCCCAGGUCAAUUUUAGCUCGUAUGCGGCGUUCCUUGGAUGUCGAUACUGUACAAACUACAAGGCUCCGUUCAAUGAACUUUCGCACUCGACCACGCUCCUCUAACACUAGUUUAUCUCAUGACAAAAUGCAGCUACUGUGUGUGUUGCAACCCAAUUCUCGUCGCAGCACUGCGGCGAGGCUUUACGGCGAUCCAAGCUGGACUGGGGCUUGCGGGGGCGGGCAUUCUGCAAGUGCCCGAGCGAUCUGCGGUUCCUCUUCGCGCCAGUGA